This is a messenger RNA of Leptosia nina, 1500 nucleotides long. Lineage: Eukaryota; Metazoa; Arthropoda; Insecta; Lepidoptera; Pieridae. The record is from the annotation of a GenBank genome assembly.
AUGGCCAGUCCACCACCGAACCCAAGAGACGAGGAGGGCGGCUCCGAGUAUACGGAGGCGACGGGAAGCUAUGCGCCCGCCGCGCAGAAGACCUUCAUAGCACCACCCGCCUCCGAGCUGCCGUCAAAGCUGGUGUACGUCGCGCGGGGUGGCAGCGGCCGUAGCGUCAAGCACACGUUCCGCACUGUUAAGGUCGCGAGGCGAGUGCCGACGCUGCCGCCGAAGAAGAGUGAGGAGGCGGGCGGCUCCAGCGAGCCCGGUCCGAGCCGCCCUAGCCGCCCGCGUCGCGACAAAACGAAACGGCACGCUUGCACCAUCUGCAAUAAGAAGUUCACGAGCCCUGGUAAGCUUAGCCAACAUAUCUUGUCUCAUACCGGUGAGCUUCCCUUUUCUUGCGAUUUGUGCGAUAAACGCUUCAAUUCUAAAUUUAAGCUCGUCCGGCACAGUGCUAUACACAAUGAUGCAAAAGCCUUUGCUUGCACUGUAUGUAAAAGAACUUUUGGUCGCAAAGAUCAUCUUACAAACCAUGUCAGUACUGUACACAACCCUUUUAAAAUGCAAUAUGUAUGUGAGAGGCCCGGCUGUAGGAAAUCAUAUACGUCUCAACUUAGUUAUCGUAAGCAUGCAGCCUUUCAUUCGGCUGAAGAGGGGAACUUGCAAUGUAAGAUCUGUGAUCAAGUGUUCACAACUCAGAAAGACAUUGUGUACCACCUUAAGGUCCACACUGGAAGCAGGACAGUGAAAAGUGAGACCGAUAAGAAGUAUACAUGUGAUCAUUGUGAUAGGAGGUUUUUCACAGCUAAAGAUGUGAGGCGGCAUAAUGUAGUACAUACUGGUAGGCGUGAUUUUUUAUGCCCUUAUUGCCCUCAUAAGUUUGGGCGCAAGGAUCAUUUAGUUAGGCAUGUGAAGAAUGCUCAUCCAGAUGAAACAUGGCAGUCUGCAGCGGUUGGUACUUCUCGAGAUCCUCUACCAGAAGUAUCAAAUGUAGUUGAGGAGACCUUUACUGAAUUUCCCAUUACUGGCUCAGAGUUUGAUAUUUGGGAAUCUCCAUCACCAAAGGAUGAGCCCGAAGGUAGAAUGAGUGUGCCCGCUUGUGACAUAAUUGUAGAGAUACCUGCGUUAGAAGUAAAAGUGGAACCAUCAUUAGAUAUAAAGAUAGAAGAGCCACAGUCACCAAAUGAAAUGCUUGAAUAUCCUGUAGUCUAUGUUGUGCCUCCUACGUACUCGCCAACGCCAACUGACUUGCCUUUCAUUACAACACAGCAAUUAAGUGAUGUUAAUGUGCAUUUUGGGUCUGGGAAUGUUGACUCUCUGCUGCUUGAUCCUGGUGAAGGCCCAUCUGGUUUGUCAAGAGAAAUGUUAGGUUUAUUAGAAGACAGUGAUCCAACAUAUGCAGGUGAAGAGAGUAGUCGUAGUCAGCAAAGGCUACCUGCGUUCACUCAAGCCUUUCAAACUGCACAAAGUCCGAAACCACCACCACCUCCGCCCCCUCCACAUUAG